AUGACCACAGGAUCAAAUGCUCCAUAUAACGAACAACAGAAUUUCCCAGUUAUAAAUUCCGCCAUAUACAUGAUCAUAAAAACAGACACUCUGAUAGAAAAUCUGGAACAGAGCAUCGCACAAGACUCUCCGGGGAACACUACCGGGAGAUUAAAGCCCAGGGCGCAUAUCCAUUGCGCAAACAUCAAAGAUUCAUACAAUGCACAUGAGAUCCAUAAACCACUAAGGAAACGCAGAGGAUACCUUGAGAUCCGUACAAGAGGAUCAGCAGAGUGGAUGAAAUGGGCGUUCACUGGCAUAUGUUCAGAGGAUUACGAUGGGAGAAUUGCAUGCAUGAAAGUAGACACCAUGUAA
This is a messenger RNA of Theileria equi strain WA, 354 nucleotides long. RefSeq lists its product as hypothetical. The record is from RefSeq and is a predicted model, not a curated record. The transcript has a single exon. Bases 1 to 354 code for a protein of 117 amino acids. Lineage: Eukaryota; Apicomplexa; Aconoidasida; Piroplasmida; Theileriidae.